This is a messenger RNA of Cervus elaphus (red deer), 2095 nucleotides long. It is a transcript of the gene PIGM, whose product is annotated as phosphatidylinositol glycan anchor biosynthesis class M. The transcript has a single exon. Gene Ontology annotation, biological process: GPI anchor biosynthetic process. Gene Ontology annotation, molecular function: GPI mannosyltransferase activity; alpha-1,4-mannosyltransferase activity. Lineage: Eukaryota; Metazoa; Chordata; Mammalia; Artiodactyla; Cervidae. Gene Ontology annotation, cellular component: glycosylphosphatidylinositol-mannosyltransferase I complex; membrane. The record is from RefSeq and is a predicted model, not a curated record. The coding region runs from base 250 to 1521 and encodes 423 amino acids.
AACGAGACAGCCAAUGCAGAAGAAAGCAGUUCUCCCGCAGGGACCCCUGAGAACCCAGCCCCUGGUAUGGGACCGGAAGCAGGCCGGGGGCGGAUCUUCCUGACGGAAGUGGUCAAGCGGAAGUUGCUGUGGGUUGGCCGCCUAGGUGAUAGAUGUGCGGGCCAUCUGAAGCGAGGAACCGAAGCGACUGUUAGACAUUCCAGGGCAGUUUGAGAGCUGGACACUGCGCUGCUGUGGUGCCGUCAGAUCAUGAGCCCGACCACACACUGGGGAGAGAAGUUCCUGAAUCUGCGGGUGCCCCCCGCCGGGGUAUUUGUUGUGGCUUUCCUUGCCCGAGUGGCCCUGGUUUUCUAUGGGGUCUUCCAGGACCGGACCUUGCUAGUGAGGUAUACAGACAUCGACUACCAGGUCUUCACGGACGCCGCGCGUUUCGUCACGGAGGGGCGCUCCCCUUACCUCAGGGCGACAUACCGAUACACUCCCCUGUUGGGGUGGCUACUCACUCCCAACAUCUAUCUCAAUGAACUGUUUGGAAAGUUUCUCUUCAUCAGCUUCGACCUCUUCACCGCCUUCCUCCUAUACCAGCUACUGCUUCUUAAGGGGCUGGGUCGCCGCCAGGCUUGCGGGUACUGUGUCUUUUGGCUUCUUAAUCCCCUACCUAUGGCGGUGUCCAGCCGAGGCAAUGCGGACUCGAUUGUCGCCUCCCUGGUGCUUAUGACCCUGUACCUAAUAGAAAAAAGACUCGUCGCGUGUGCCGCUGUAUUCUAUGGUUUCGCAGUGCACCUGAAGAUGUAUCCGGUGACCUAUAUCCUUCCCAUUGCCCUCCACUUGCUUCCGGAACGCGACAGUGACGAAGGCCUCCGUCAAUCCCGAUAUUCUUUCCAGGCUCGUUUGUACGAAUUCCUGAAAAGGUUGUGUCAUCGGGCUGUGCUGCUCUUCGUAGCAGUUGCUGGACUCACGUUUUUUGCCCUGAGCUUCGGUUUUUAUUACAGAUAUGGUUGGGAAUUUUUGGAGCACACCUACCUUUAUCACCUGACCAGGCGAGAUAUCCGACACAACUUCUCUCCAUACUUCUACAUGUUGUAUUUGACCGCAGAGAGCAAGUGGAGUUUUUCCCUGGGAAUUGCCGCAUUCCUGCCGCAGUUCAUCUUACUUUCAGCAGUGUCUUUCGCAUAUUACAGAGACCUUGUCUUUUGUUGUUUUCUUCAUACGUCAAUUUUUGUGACAUUUAACAAAGUCUGCACCUCCCAGUACUUUCUUUGGUACCUCUGCCUCCUGCCCCUUGUGAUGCCACUAGUGAGAAUACCUUGGAGAAGAGCUGUGGUUCUCCUGAUGUUAUGGUUCAUCGGGCAGGCCUUAUGGCUGGCUCCUGCUUAUGUUCUUGAGUUUCAAGGAAAGAACACCUUUCUGUUUAUCUGGUUAGCCGGUUUGUUCUUCCUCCUUAUCAACUGUUCCAUCCUCAUUCAAAUCAUUUCCCAUUACAAGGAGGAACCCCUGACAGACAGAACCAAAUAUGACUGAUAUGCUCCAAUCCUUCUGUGACUUGGAUUCUGAUUGUCCUGAAUGGAUCAGAGAGAGCUUUGGAGAAAUGUGUUUUUUGAACAUCCUAAGCACUCUAGUGAAAGUCCAGUUUGGAGCAUAAAACUAUUCCAACAAAUUUUAAUGAAUGUUUGCCUUACUUAUAGAGGGAGCUCAAUAAUUGAGUUUCACCCUUUGGGAAAUCUCAGGACUCAUUCAUCUGGGACAUGAUGGGAAGUAAAGAUUACUUGUUUGAAAAUGGAAGGGCUAAUGAAAUAAUCAGAUGCUAAAAGGUUUUUGUAGAAAGGAUAGGGGAAUACAGUCAAGAGAUGAAAUCUAAGCCAGUAUUUGUUACAGUUAUACUGUGGUACUGUCUGAAACUGUCUUUUAUCCCACACUUUUUUGUUCUAAGGCUUUCCUGAUAACUGUGAAAACUCAAAAUGUUCCUAAAGUACAGCUUUUAGAUAUAAAGUGUUAAGUAAUACUACUGAGGUUGGGAAAGUUAAUUCUGUAUUAAAAGUGGGGGCUUAGAAGAUAAAGAAUCCAAAGAAAAUAAAUUAUAGUCAGGUUUCAUGUA